Kockovaella imperatae is the source of this 884-nucleotide messenger RNA. RefSeq lists its product as hypothetical. The coding region runs from base 252 to 809 and encodes 185 amino acids. The transcript is spliced from 11 exons. The record is from RefSeq and is a predicted model, not a curated record. Gene Ontology annotation, molecular function: hydrolase activity, hydrolyzing O-glycosyl compounds. Gene Ontology annotation, biological process: carbohydrate metabolic process. Lineage: Eukaryota; Fungi; Basidiomycota; Tremellomycetes; Tremellales; Cuniculitremaceae.
GGCGUUUGAAAGGCUGCCUUCCCCUGCCCUUUGCAACUCCAAUCCCUGUAAAGAGAUCAUCCUUUCAAAACACUGACCUUCAUCCUUUGAGUCACCGAUUGUCAGCUUAUGAAGUGAGCUCACGAUAAGGGGGAUGCAAGAAGAUUCCCAACUUCCUUGUUCACCAGGAUAGCGACCAGCUGUUGACACCGCCACGCACUGACCUUUCUCAUAUUCCCCAUCACCUUUCCACGAAUAGAUCAGCCGGUGACAUGUUGCGCACUGUCGCAUGUCUGCUAUGGCUGUCUCUUGGCAUCGUCCGAGCCGUGACUUUCACAAAUCCGAUACGCUCAAAUGCCCCUGACCCGUUCAUCGUGUGGGAUGGUGACACGCAGCGGUAUUGGUUCACAUGGACCACAGGCAAGCGCCUGCGACUGCUCUCUGCCAGCACCAUAUCAGAAUUGAAGGAGGAUCCUACCCAAGUCUCCACAUACCAGACGCCAGAGAUGGAUCAAAAAGGCACAAUGUGGGCUCCAGAGCUGCAUAAAAUCGGCUCGAAAUGGUACUUUCACUGGUCUCUCGCUCAGAUUCCCUACGUCAUGGAAAUAGGUAGCAAGGACCCAGAGGGAGCAUGUGGUUCCACUCGAGCAGCUUGGGUCGAGAAAAUAGACACUUCAUCCAUUGUUCCGGUUCUCCCACCCGUCGGAGUCCUCGGCGAGUCUCUUGAGGGACCAUCAGGAGAAAAGUCCGUCGGAGAGAUGGUUUUUGGUGUGGAAAGAAAUAGUACCUGCGGUGCUAAACGUCGACGCUCAAUGGUGCUCCAGGGGUAGCAAUCGUUCGGAGCCAUAUCACAGUAUUACAGCGGUAUGCAUUUUUCCACCCUAUUCUGUCGAGACCGAGGAUGG